Molecule: messenger RNA, 1068 nt
Organism: Centropristis striata (black sea bass)
Lineage: Eukaryota; Metazoa; Chordata; Actinopteri; Perciformes; Serranidae
Gene: cimap1b
Product: ciliary microtubule associated protein 1B
Exons: 7
Coding region: 236-1000 (254 amino acids)
Cellular component (GO): cytoskeleton
Source: RefSeq, a predicted model, not a curated record
CAUUAACAGCACCAAAACAAUAUUUCUAGCUGUAACAGUUACAGCAGGGACCUAUGAAACCUAAAGCACUAGAAAGACCUGUCAAUGAUUUGAGUGAGAGCUAAAUUUCCAAUUUAUAGAAGUUUGCUAAUAUUCAUUGGAGUUAUAAAUUAUUUGUUUUUGUGCCACAAUCUACCAAUGGGUGAACGAGUUAUAUUUUUAUUAUUAUUUAUUUUAAUUUGAAGAGCACUGGGCUAUGUCAAGCGUUGAACCUUGGGUUGGAACCUGGAGGCCCCACAAGCCAAAAGGGCCCAUUGCUGCCCUCUACGGUAGUCCAGGGCCCAAGUAUGCACUGCCUGGACUCACAGGUGUUUCUAAACAUGACCCUACUAAAUACAAAGCACCAACAUUCAGCUUUGGGGCACGUCAUAGCAGCAAGAUAGAGAGCUCACCUGGACCAAGCUACCUGAUCCCCUCCAACAUUACCAAAGUGGGCCGAGACGGCGCUCCUGCAUUUUCACUUCACAGCCGUCCGAAGGAGCCAAAAUUUUUCCAGCCCCCUGGACCAGGCAAAUACUCUCCGGAGCUUGCAGGAAAAUCAAUCUUCCGUUCUGCUCCUGCUCAUUCUCUGUCUGGGAGGAACAAGGAAGUCAGCAAAAUGAAAACACCAGGUCCAGCAUCCUACUCUCUGCCCCCAGUGCUAGGGCAUACCACUGUGGCUACAUCUGCAGCUCCCACCUACUCAUUCUGUGGUCGCAGCAAAAAUGGAUCUUUCCAUGAGGACUUAAAAAAGACUCCUGGCCCUGCUGCCUACAAAGCCGUGGACCCUGGUAUUUACAGGGAAAAGCCUCCACAGUUUAGCAUGACAGGCCGCAACUUCCCACCCAGUGAAACCACAAAGAAACCAGGACCUGGUGCACACUAUCCUGAGAUGGUGACUGCCACAAGAGCAAAGCCUCCAAGCUUUUCCUUUGGGCUGCGUCACUCAGAAUUCAUCGCACCCCUCAUUAUACAAGAUUAAAGUCACAUGUAACUGGAAUGUCACACAGCAUAAUGCACAAAAAGCACAAUAAAGCUCAAAAAACAGAC